GGAGAGAGAGAGAGACCUCCGCCUUCUCUCUGUAGUAAGUCUCCAGCUACCUGCAGGCUACGGACGCGCACACGCACUGUACACGCACCGUACUGCGCUGCUGUGUGUCUGAUCUUCAACCUCAAAGCACUUUGCAUUUUUACCUGCAGUGGACAUUACGCACUGUCACGCGUGAACGCGCUCAGCUAGUCGCACACGCCUGCACAUGUACGCAUGAACGCAGCAGCACCGCGGGAUCGAUCCGCUGAAACCUCGGAGAGGACACGGCGCGCGGAAGGAACCCAGAGGAGCAACGGCAGGAACAAUGGAGCUCGGCGGCCAUGUCUAAAGCCACGGUGAAGAAGCUGCACUGGCGCUCCAAGGUGCAGGAGAGCUUUGUCCCGCUGGGCGGUGGCUCCGGGGAGCUGGGGCUGGCCAUCGGGGGCGGGGCCGACUACGGGGAGUUUCCAUUUGUCACAGUGGCCCACGGGGGCGGAGCCAACGUGGGCGACAUCAUCUUGGAGAUCGGGGGGACACCAGUAUUAGGAAUGACCCUUGGUGAUGUCAGAGGAGUCCUUAACUCCUGUCCUCAUCCAAUCAGAAUCAAGACCGUGUCACCAGGCUCGUCCCUCUGUAAGGACCUCAGGCUGUACCUCAGUAAGUGCUUCACUCCGGGCUCCAUGGACAGUCAGCUGCAGCAGCUCAUCAGAGAGAACCUGUACCUACGAGCUGUGCCCUGUACGACCCGGCAACCUCGGGACGGGGAGAUUUCCGGCGUGGACUACAACUUUGUGUCCAUCGAGGAGUUCUUCUCUCUGGAAGAGUCGGGCGCUCUGCUGGAGAGCGGAAAGUUCAAAGGGAACUACUACGGGACGCCCCGCCCCGUCCACAUUGGCCUGGAGUCUCCACCAAUUACGUACCAGGAGCACAGGAACCUGCUAAGGAACUUCAGGACCAGAAGCAAGUCUCUGAGCAACCUGGAGAAAGCUGUGGAGGAAGGAGACAACAGUGAGGAGGACGGUGGCCCAUCAGCAGGUUUGGCCGGAGUCCCGCCCACCAUCAUCUCUCUCAGCCAAUCGUGGGAGUCGGCAGUGGGGAGCCGGGAGGGAGCGGAGAACGGAGCAGGGGGGAGAGGAGUAGGUAGAGGAAGAGGGGGAACUGGAGGAGCAGCAGCAGGUCCGCUGCCCGAGAACUGGGAGCUGGCCUUCAGUGAAUCAGGAGAGCCGUAUUACAUCAAUCAUCGCUCAAAGACGACCAGCUGGCUGGAUCCUCGCACUCAGAGCAAAGAGACGACUCCCUUCACAGAACUCCCAGAGUUCACGGAGCAGCCCGGCCUUCUGAAGGGUUACUCCAUCCACACACGGCUUGCUAAAGGGCCCAGAGGGUUUGGCUUCAACAUCGUGGGGGGGAGUCGACCCAAAGAGUUUUUGCAGGUGUACAGUGUCACACCUGGAGGACCUCCAGCACUGAAUACAGCCGACAUCCUGGUUUACAUCAAUGAGAGCAGUGUGCUGGGUAGCUCACAUAAAGAGGUGGUGGAGAUGCUGAAGGCGGUGCCAAUGGGUCAGAGCGUGGACGUGGUGCUAAGGAGAGGAUACCCGAUGCUCUACAACCCGGACGGUUGUCCCAAGCAGAGCCCGGAGACGGUGCGGGAGUCAUGUGACCACUUUUACCCCUCAACUGUAAUCUAUAAUCAGCCUUUUUGUCUGAUAUCUCAACAUCUUCAACAGCUAAAGACUCCCAGUGAGGCCCCGUAUCCCCCCAACGCUAACCAUCACCUGACCUACAGCCGGAUGGCAGACACCGACGGCUUCCCGCCAGGGUUAAGGCAAACCCCACCCUCCUACACCCCUCAGCCAAUGACCAACGGGCUGACGGGCCUGAGGACGCCCCCCUCAGCCCCAUUGCCCCCUCCUGAGAGGACGGGGCCCGCCAAUCCGAAAGACCCCGACGGCGGCCUAUCGGACGAAGGAACGCGCAGGUCUUCUCUGAUUCGCUACAGCAGCAGCACCCUCCCCACCUUCUCAUCUUCCUCCCUCCUCCACCACCAGAGCUCCAAGUCUUCAGAGAGCGACCUGUCCACGUCAACGCUCCCUACCUCGUCCUCCACACUCCCCAUCAGUUCCUCCUCCUCCCAUGCUCACUCCAAGCCAAACCCCUCUCAGCCAGAGACGGCCCUCUACCAAAGUGCCGUCGCGCACAUGCCCACCUCCUCCUCGCCUCCUGGCGCUCCAGUGCCCCAGAACUUACCCCUCGCCCCGCCCCCUCCUGGAGACCCCUUGACCUGCGGAUUCAACGGAUGUCCAGCCAACCACCCGUUGCUGUCCACCCCCCUGGCCCCCAGAGAAAACGCCCUAGAACUGCCGCUCCCCCCCCUCGAGGCGGCUCCUCCCGGGGAACUGGUGCCGGUGGCCCUAGCCCGCGGCGAGGGCGGCGGGCUGGGGUUCAGCGUGACGGCGGGGGGAGGGCGGGGGGGUCAGUUGGCGGUGGUGAGGCGGGUCUGGGACCGGAGGCGCUGCCCCUCCCUGCAGACAGGCGACACCAUCGUAAAGGUCAAUGGGGCCGACGUGCAGAGCCUCAGUGUUUGUCAGGUCCAGAGACUCCUGCAGGAACACACAAAGCAGGGGGAGGUGGUACUCCUGGUCAUCAGAGGAGGUUCCGUGUUGUCUCCGGUCGUCACCCCUAACCUCUAUAAGCCACUCCCCUCCCCAAACAGCCUGGCCACGCCUACUUCCUCCGACACCCCAACCUCACCAGACUUGGCUCUUCCGAACACCGGUGCUUUGAUGGGGGGCAUCUCCCCUCUCAGCCGGUCCGGUUUGGUACUGGAGAGUCCCGGGGAGGUACCUGUCGUAGGGACACCCCAAGAAGCCCCGGACGCCCCAGCGUCGGCCCUCAUCCAGAGCACAAGCUUUCUGGACUCUGUUCCUGUGACCUUGACGUUAGAGCCGCGUGACCUUCUUGGAGUGGAGGAGGGCGCCGGCGGGCCACUUCCCACCAGAACAGGAGCACCGCGAGGAGCACUGGGAGCAAUUGCCAAGGAGGGAAGAGUAGGAGCAACGAGGAUGGUGGAGGUGGAUCUGAGGAGGCGGGCAGGAGAAGGUUUCGGAUUUGUCAUCGCCUCUCAGGAAGCAAGUGAUGCCCCCUCCCUGAUGUCCCACCGCUUUGUUACCGUGCGUCGCGGCAGCCCGGCGGCUCGUAGCGGGCAGAUUCAGCCUGGAGACCAGCUGGAGGCAGUGGAGGGCCGAGGAGUUGGAGGUCUGCAGCACCGAGACCUGGCCCAGAUCCUCAGGAGGGCCGGGAACACCCUGAGAUUGAGCAUCACACCAACGCGCCACUCGUCCUCUCUGUUGAGGGGGGCAGACCUGGACAUCGCUGGCCGGCUGGUGAAAGGAUCUAGAGGGAGAUCAAGGGAAGAGUCCAGGUUCUACAACGUGGAUCUGGAACGAGGUCCCACAGGGUUCGGGUUCUCCCUGCGCGGGGGCAGCGAGUACAACAUGGGGCUCUAUGUACUGGGACUAAUGGAGGGGGGUCCGGCCCAGCGUAGCAACAAGAUACAGGUGUCGGACCAGCUGGUGGAGAUCAAUAGAGACAGCACAUCGGGGAUGACACACAGUCAGGCUGUGGAGCAGAUCAGGCGAGGAGGACAACGGAUCCACCUGGUGCUGAAGAAGGGAAAUGGAUACGUGCCCGACUAUGUGGAGUUGUCCAGCCUGUCUCUCUGUAUGACAAACUCUAAGCAGGGGGAGCCCUGCUUCUACGUGAUUGGACGCACUGAAAACUUGCGGCCCUGAGAACGGAGGCCUUCCUCACUCCUCCUCCUCAUACGCACAGGAGAAAGAUUCAAAGACAGUAACCACGACAACCGCCUCCCUCUGCAAGCCGCGAGGAGAAGGAGGGAA
Molecule: messenger RNA, 3881 nt
Organism: Gasterosteus aculeatus aculeatus (three-spined stickleback)
Lineage: Eukaryota; Metazoa; Chordata; Actinopteri; Perciformes; Gasterosteidae
Source: RefSeq, a predicted model, not a curated record